AUGCCUCAACCCUACCCAAUCGUAAACGCUCUACCGCGGAAGAAGCUGCCUCUCUGGUAUGAACGCGUCUACCGCGUCGUGGCUGUCAGAGAGAUCGAAAGUGAGGGGCGCCGGUCUAGUUAUGGACCAUAUCCAGAGGAUUUUGAUGAAGAUAUUUCAGAACUGGAAUCGGAAAGCAGUGGUGCAUGCCACUGUGCCUCGGAUACUUCAGAAUGCGAAUGCGAUCUUGACGAACGCGAUUUCAUGGAUGAGGAUUCUGUGUACGCCGGUUCCGAUGCGGAAUGGUACCUGGAGUAUAAGGAGAUGCGAGAAGAGCGGAAAAGGCAACUUGUUGAACUUCGCAAAGAUCACGAGCGUGCGAUUGAGUAUCACAAAGCUCGGGAAGAUGAAGUGGAGAGAGAAUGGGCCAAGCUUCAACAGAAUAACACGCGAGGCAUACAGGACCAAAGGCUAAACCUCGAGCUGGCUCAUUUCAAUAUAUACUCAUCUGAUUUUGCCCGGUGUCAGGACAUAGAAUACGACCAUCCGACAUCAUACAUUGAGUUCUACUGGCCGGAUGAACUUGGUGAACGGACCAACAAGCAGACCAUGGGACACAUCUAUAUCGAUCCAAAUAUCACACCCAGCCUGGAAGUUUUCGAGGCACCCGAAUACGCUGGCCAGCCUAGUGUCGAUAUUGGCGUGGAAGGUAGUGACGAGAAUAUUUCCGUCACGUUUAUCAAUCAACAUCUACUGAAAAUGGCUGUCCCUCGAUCUAUUGCAUGCCUGCUACCUCCUCCGUCCAACACUCCAGAACUCUUCGAAUUUGUCGGUAUCAGCAGACAUUUCAAGAAUAAGAGGACGAAUCAGGAGAAACAGAAGCGGGAGGAGGCAGAAGCAAAGCGCCGGAAGCAGCGCGACGAUUCUCCAAGAGAAUCCUGGUUUGAGAUGAAUCAUCCCAUGGGCUCAUGGGCUCAAUCUUCAUGGUGA
Messenger RNA from Bipolaris zeicola 26-R-13, 969 nucleotides. RefSeq lists its product as uncharacterized. The coding region runs from base 1 to 969 and encodes 322 amino acids. The record is from RefSeq and is a predicted model, not a curated record. The transcript has a single exon. Lineage: Eukaryota; Fungi; Ascomycota; Dothideomycetes; Pleosporales; Pleosporaceae.